CGACGAUGGCAACUCCUCUCUACAGCGGGUUGCGCACCCUGCGCAUACCUGCUCUCAGAUUAUGUCGCCAACAACCUCUCAUAUACUCUUGGAGACGUGCACUCGUACGUCCCCUCUCGACGACUUUGCCUCGCUUGACGCCUGCUGCUCAGGCUGUCGCGAGUCCAGAUGCUAGCAAACAAGUCUCUGCCGCAGAGGUAGAAACGGAUGAGCCCGUACCAUUCUCGGAUCUCAAAGGAAAAGUGUCUCCGAAAACUUUAGAUGCAAUUACUGUCCGACCUUUUAAGCAUACGCAUAUGACCCCCGUGCAGGAGGCCGUGCUUGGCAUGCUUCCUGCACUAUCGGACCCACUCAAGAAGGAUGAGAAGGGAAAUUUUGUUGAUUCGGAAUGUACCCGAGAUCUCAUGGUCAGGGCAAAAACUGGUACAGGCAAAACGCUGGCAUUCCUUGUGCCCGCUAUUGAGUCACGUGUCAAGGCAAUUGACGAGGCACGCGAGGAAGCGGUUGCUCGCGCAGGAAAGGCUGCAGAUAAAAGGCUAGAGGAAAUCGCAAAACGGGAGUUCACCAAUAAUCACGUCGGCGCACUCAUUCUAAGCCCAACGCGCGAGCUUGCAAAACAGAUCGCGGUGGAAGCGGAGAAACUUUCCGCCCACCACGGUUUCAAGGUUCAUCAGUUUCUUGGAGGGGAGAGUAAGUCAAGGCAAAUGCGCGAAUGGACGAGAAAUCGAAAGGACAUUGUCGUUGCCACGACAGGCCGACUUCGUGACCUAAUGGAUUCGGAAUCUGGUCUUUUAGACGGAAUUCGAACGGCGAAACUGCUUAUCCUUGACGAAGCCGACACCAUGUUGGACAUGGGAUUCCGGGAGGACAUUGAAGCAAUCGCUCAGGAACUUCCUCAGGCUCCUGAACGUCAGACAUUCGUCUUCUCAGCAACGAUCAGUAAAGCUAUUCAACAGAUUGCUCGUCGUACACUGAGCAAGAACCAUAUGUUUAUUAACACGGUGUCGGAUGAGGACUCCCCAGUGCACGCUCAUGUCCCGCAGUAUCAUACUGUUUUAUCUUCCGCAGCCGAUCAGCUGCCACACACGCUCCGCUUAAUCGCUCAUGAUCAGCUUACGAACCCUGGAAAAUCCAAAAUUAUCCUGUUCUUGCCAACAACGAAGCUGACGCAAUUGUUCUCUACCCUUCUUCGCGAACUCACACGUUCGGUACUGCCAGCUGGUAGGGAAACGACGAUUUACGAGCUUCACUCAAAGAAGAGUAUGGAGUCGCGUACCAGGACGUCUGACCGUUUCCGGAAUGACAAGUCUGGCGCAUGUGUUCUCAUUACUUCCGACGUAUCGGCCCGCGGUGUAGAUUAUCCUGGAGUCACUCGUGUCAUCCAGCUCUGUAUCCCUGCAUCUCCAGACCAGUACGUGCAUCGAGUUGGACGCACUGGACGAACAGGUGGUGGUUCUCAGGGACGCGGAGACCUCGUCCUCUUACCUUUUGAACAUAGUUACGUCCAGGGAGAGCUCAACCAUGUUCCUCUGAAACCCGUCACUACUAAUGACCUUGCGAAGCAAGUUUCUGAGAUGGCCGCCCAGCACGAUGAAGACCCGAAGGCCUUCUUCCCUCCUGCACUUGAAACGAAACCCAAAUCCGCCUUUGAGCGAGGCCGCGGUAGGUCUGGAGAACGCGAGCGGGCGCCUCUUACUCGUUAUCCAGGCCGUGUCGCUCCUAGGCUCGAAGCCUUAAAUGAAGAGAUCCAGCAGGUCUUAUCGCUGGCAGAGGAAGAAGACAUCAAAGAGACGUUUGCGUCCAUGCUGGGCUUUUACGUUGCAAGAUGUGAUGAGUUGCGUGCACCUCGUAAUGCUGUACUUGACGGCCUACGCGACUGGUCAACACAGGGAGUUGGACUUGAAAAGCCGCCUUAUGUCUCAGAAGCUUUCCUCGCGAAGAUCGGCUUCGCGGGCGAAAGGAAGUAUGAACAACGCAGCGGUGGUAGUAGACAACGAUCAUCGUCAUUCGGGUUAAGGAAGGAUAGGGAUAGGAAGGACUCGGACCGCAGGACAAAUCGAUGGGAAGGACGCGGAAGCAAUGAGGCGCGCAGACGUCGUACCAACGACUCAGGGGAGUAUAGAGAUGGCAGAGAAAGCCGAUACUCUGUUCGUGAGUCACGGAAUGAAUGGCCCCCUCGCCGCAACUUCGACGAAGGGAGGAAAGACGCACGAGAUGGUGGGGACCGAGGGAGGCGACCGAGCUGGGAUAACGUCCUCAAGGAUGAUUAGCUGUAUCCCUACUCACGAUUGACUACGCUUACUAGGCAUCGCAUAAUUCAGCAUAGAAUAUGUUUCUUCGUAUUUAUUCUCUUCAACGGUUUUUACAUCUCAUAGCCUCACUCAUCAUGUCGUUCAUCAAUACAUGGCUCUUGCAGCACUGAUAUAUGGGCAUUCAUAAU
Molecule: messenger RNA, 2440 nt
Organism: Fomitiporia mediterranea MF3/22
Lineage: Eukaryota; Fungi; Basidiomycota; Agaricomycetes; Hymenochaetales; Hymenochaetaceae
Product: DEAD-domain-containing protein
Exons: 3
Coding region: 6-2270 (754 amino acids)
Cellular component (GO): mitochondrion
Molecular function (GO): ATP binding; nucleic acid binding
Source: RefSeq, a predicted model, not a curated record